GGAGGAGGAGGAUGAGCCGCGGGACCGCCCCGCUCUCGGGCGGCCAUAAAUAGGAGGCGGCCCGUCGGAGUCGGCCGCUUUCUCGCCAAGGAUGAGAUCCCCCGAACGGCGGCUCGAGCCUCACUCCGGGAGCGACGCGGGGGAGGAGAGCGGCCCGACGGCCCGGACUCGCCCGAAGGUGACCCGAGGCCGGAUGGACGCGGAGACGCAGACGGAACCCGUCGUGGUGUUGUCCUUGGCCCAGGCCGCCGUUCUCGGACUCAUUUCCCAGAAUGACGUUUUCGGAGCCACCAUCGCUCCCGACGGCUUUUACGCGGGAGAGCCCAAAGGGGACCCGCCCCCGCCGCCCGAAGCCGCCGAGUACGAGUAUGCCGAUCAGCUGAUCGGGGCCAACGGGGACUACCUGCCCGAGCCCGCCGGGGACCCGCGGGCGGCUCGCCCGCCCGAAGCCGCCCGCUCUCCGCGAGCUCAAGUUAAAGGGGAGCUGACGGAGUCGGAGACGUUCGCCACAUGCGCGCACACCGGUCACGGGCGCGUCCCCAUCGAUGCCGCCAGCUUUCCCAACGCGCCGGCCCGUGAAAAUUGCGCUUGGUGCGCCGGAGCGAGCUCCCUGCUGCGGGGAGGCGGACCGCUCGGACCGCACCCGGAGCAAAGUCGGAAGGAGGAGGAGUCGCUGAUGGAAGUGGAGGAGGAGGCCCUCGAUCUUAAGACCGGCGCCGAAGCUCUCCACAGCAAAUACGCGGAAGCCGACGAGGCGGCGGCGGCGUACCGGUCGGCGGGCGCGACGCCGCCGGCGGAGUACGAGGAAAGCGGGCGGGCCGCGCCGUGGUCGGACCCCGAGGGCCUCGCCAGGCGCAUGCAGAUGGACCGGCUGGACAUCAACAUCCAGAUCGACGAGUCGUACUGCGUGGACGUGGGCGAGGGCCUGAAGCGCUGGAAGUGCCGGAUGUGCGCCAAGUCGUACACGUCCAAGUACAACCUGGUCACGCACAUCCUGGGCCACAACGGCAUCAAGCCGCACGAGUGCGCCCGCUGCGGGAAGCUCUUCAAGCAGCCCAGCCACCUGCAGACGCACCUGCUGACCCACCAGGGCACGCGGCCCCACAAGUGCGGCGUCUGCGAGAAGGCCUUCACGCAGACCAGCCACCUGAAGCGCCACAUGCUGCAGCACAGCGACGUCAAGCCCUACAGCUGCCGCUUCUGCGCCCGCGGCUUCGCCUACCCCAGCGAGCUGCGGACCCACGAGGGCAAGCACGACGACGGCCGCUGCCACGUCUGCGGCCGCUGCGGCGCCGAGUUCCCCGCUCGGGCGCGCCUCGAGCGCCACCUGGCCGGCCACCGGGGCCCCGCCGCCCACCGCUGCGGCGAGUGCCACAAGGCCUUCGCGUACCGCAGCCAGCUGCAGAACCACGCCAUGAAGCACCGCGACGUCCGGCCCUACGUUUGCUCCGAGUGCGGCGUGGAGUUUGUCCAGGUCCACCACCUGCGACAGCACGCCCUCACCCACAAGGGAACGAAAGAAUUCAAGUGCGAAGUGUGCAGCAGAGAGUUCACCUUGUCGGCCAAUCUGAAGAGGCACAUGUUGAUCCACGCCAGCGUGCGACCCUUCCAGUGCCACGUGUGCUUCAAGACCUUCGUCCAGAAGCAGACCCUCAAGACGCACAUGAUCGUCCAUUUGCCCGUCAAGCCCUUCAAAUGCAAGGUGUGCGGCAAGUCCUUCAACAGGAUGUACAACCUGCUGGGCCACAUGCACCUCCACGCCGGCAGCAAGCCCUUCAAGUGCCCCUACUGCAGCAGCAAGUUCAACCUGAAGGGCAACCUCAGCCGCCACAUGAAGGUCAAACACGGCAUCGCCGACGGCGCCGCGGAGGGCCACGAGCCGCCGCAAGACACCCAAGCGCCGCGGGACUACGAGGUGGAGAGCUUUGAAUUCGGCGAGCGAGAGAACCGAGCCAACGACAACACGGGAGACGCCGCUAAACUUUCUCAAAUGGAGUAUUACGGCACGUACGCCAAGGGAGCCGCGCGCUGCAGUACGGCGUGAGGUAGCAAAGCCACCCCAAAACCAAGAUGAGGGAUGGGAAAUGACUUCUUUCUUUUUCUUUUUUUUUUGGGGGGCGGGGGGUGAAUUCUUGGGUUGUUCUUCAGGAAACCA
This is a messenger RNA of Hippocampus comes (tiger tail seahorse), 2155 nucleotides long. It is a transcript of the gene znf710a, whose product is annotated as zinc finger protein 710a. Gene Ontology annotation, biological process: regulation of transcription by RNA polymerase II. The transcript has 6 exons. Lineage: Eukaryota; Metazoa; Chordata; Actinopteri; Syngnathiformes; Syngnathidae. The coding region runs from base 92 to 2044 and encodes 650 amino acids. Gene Ontology annotation, molecular function: RNA polymerase II cis-regulatory region sequence-specific DNA binding; DNA-binding transcription factor activity. The record is from RefSeq and is a predicted model, not a curated record.